Molecule: messenger RNA, 1719 nt
Organism: Biomphalaria glabrata
Lineage: Eukaryota; Metazoa; Mollusca; Gastropoda; Planorbidae
Product: ribosome-binding protein 1-like
Exons: 2
Coding region: 1-1719 (572 amino acids)
Source: RefSeq, a predicted model, not a curated record
AUGAAACAAAUUGAUAGGAAACAAAUUGAUGGGAAACAAACUGAUAGGAAACAAACUGUUAGGAAACAAAUUGAUAGGAAACAAAUUGAUAGGAAACAAAUUGAUGGGAAACAAACUGAUACGAAACAAAUUGAUAGGAAACAAAUUGAUGGGAAACAAACUGAUAGGAAACAAAUUGAUGGGAAACAAACUGAUAGGAAACAAACUGAUACGAAACAAACUGAUAGGAAACAAACUGAUAGGAAACAAAUUGAUAGGAAACAAAUUGAUAGGAAACAAAUUGAUAGGAAAGAAAUUGAUGGGAAACAAACUGAUAUGAAACAAAUUGAUGGGAAACAAAUUGAUGGGAAACAAACUGAUAGGAAACAAAUUGGUAGGAAACAAACUGAUAGGAAACAAACUGAUAGGAAACAAAUUGAUGGGAAACAAACUGAUAGGAAACAAACUGAUAGGAAACAAAUUGAAAGGAAACAAAUUGAUAGGAAACAAAUUGAUGGGAAACAACUGAUAGGAAACAAAUUGAUGGGAAACAAACUGAUAGGAAACAAACUGAUAGGAAACAAAUUGAUCGGAAAGAAAUUGAUGGCAAACAAACUUAUACGAAACAAAUUUAUAGGAAACAAAUUGAUGGGAAACAAACUGAUAGGAAACAAACUGAAACAAAUUGAUGGGAAACAAACUGAUAGGAAACAAACUGAUACGAAACAAACUGAUAGGAAACAAACUGAUAGGAAACAAAUUGAUAGGAAACAAAUUGAUGGGAAACAAACUGAUAGGAAACAAAUUGAUGGGAAACAAACUGAUAGGAAACAAACUGAUACGAAACAAACUGAUAGGAAACAAACUGAUAGGAAACAAAUUGAUAGGAAACAAAAUGAUAGGAAACAAAUUGAUAGGAAAGAAAUUGAUGGGAAACAAACUGAUAGGAAACAAAUUGGUAGGAAACAAAUUGAUAGGAAACAAACUGAUAGGAAACAAAUUGAUGGGAAACAAACUGAUAGGAAACAAAUUGAUAGGAAACAAACUGAUAGGAAACAAACUGAUAGGAAACAAAUUGAUGGGAAACAAACUGAUAGAAAACAAAUUGAUAGGAAACAAAUUGAUAGGAAACAAAUUGAUGGGAAACAAACUGAUAGGAAACAAAUUGAUAGGAAACAAACUGAUAGGAAACAAAUUGAUAGGAAACAAAUUGAUGGGAAACAAACUGAUAGGAAACUAACUGAUAGGAAACAAACUGAUAGGAAACAAACUAAUAGGAAACAAAUUGAUGGGAAACAAACUGAUAGGAAACAAACUGAUAGGAAACAAAUUGAUGGGAAACAAACUGAUAGGAAACAAAUUGAUGGGAAACAAAUUGAUGGGAAACAAACUGAUGGGAAACAAACUGAUGGGAAACAAACUGAUAGGAAACAAACUGAUAGGAAACAAACUGAUAGGAAAAAAAUUGAUAGGAAACAAACUGAUGGGAAACAAACUGAUAGGAAACAAACUAAUAGGAAACAAAUUGAUGGGAAACAAACUGAUAGGAAACAAACUGAUAGGAAACAAAUUGAUGGGAAACAAACUGAUAGGAAUCAAAUUGAUGGGAAACAAAUUGAUGGGAAACAAACUGAUGGGAAACAAACUGAUGGGAAACAAACUGAUGGGAAACAAAUUGAUAGGAAACAAACUGAUGGGAAACAAAUUGAUGAGAAACAAACUGAUGGGAACCAAAACUAA